Molecule: messenger RNA, 2419 nt
Organism: Nannospalax galili (Upper Galilee mountains blind mole rat)
Lineage: Eukaryota; Metazoa; Chordata; Mammalia; Rodentia; Spalacidae
Gene: Cog6
Product: component of oligomeric golgi complex 6
Exons: 19
Coding region: 59-2032 (657 amino acids)
Biological process (GO): intra-Golgi vesicle-mediated transport
Cellular component (GO): COG complex
Source: RefSeq, a predicted model, not a curated record
AUGCGCAGUGCUCCCGCUGCGUGUGCUCCGGUCCGGCAGCGCCGCCUCGGGGAAGGCUAUGGCGGAGGCCGGCGGGGAGGUGGUGGCGGUGUCCACCUCGGGUGCGGCCAAUGGUUUCAGCAACGGGGCAGGCACGACCUCCGCACAGCCUAACAACCCGCUGUCGCGCAAGCUGCACAAGAUCCUGGAGACGCGGCUGGACAACGACAAGGACAUGUUGGAGGCUCUCAAGGCACUUUCAGCCUUUUUUGUUGAAAAUAGUUUAAGGACUCGAAGAAAUUUACGUGGAGAUAUUGAACGUAGAAGUUUAGCCAUCAAUGAAGAAUUUGUGAGCAUUUUCAAGGAAGUGAAGGAGGAACUGGAAAGCAUCAAUGAAGAUGUCCAAGCCAUGAGCAGCUGUUGUCAAGACAUGACAAGUCGCUUACAGGCCGCAAAAGAACAGACUCAGGAUUUAAUAGUAAAAACCACUAAGCUUCAAGCCGAAAGUCAAAGAUUAGAAAUAAGAGCACAAGUUGCAGAUGCCUUUUUGUCCAAGUUCCAGCUGACACCUGAUGAAAUGAAUCUUCUCCGAGGCACUAGAGAAGGUCCCAUUACUGAGGAUUUCUUCAAGGCGUUGGGAAGAGUAAAACAGAUUCAUAAUGAUGUCAAAGUUCUUUUGAGAACCAACCAGCAGACAGCAGGUUUGGAAAUUAUGGAACAGAUGGCCUUGCUUCAAGAAACAGCUUAUGAAAGACUUUACCGAUGGGCUCAGAGUGAAUGCAGAACACUGACACAAGAGUCAUGUGAUAUAUCUCCAGUAUUAACUCAGGCCAUGGAAGCCCUGCAAGAUAGGCCUGUUCUGUAUAAGUAUACCUUAGAUGAAUUUGGAACAGCCAGGCGAAGUACAGUUGUUCGUGGGUUUAUUGAUGCUCUUACAAGAGGAGGCCCAGGAGGUACACCUAGACCCAUUGAAAUGCACUCCCAUGACCCUUUGAGGUACGUGGGAGAUAUGCUGGCAUGGCUCCAUCAAGCUACUGCUUCUGAAAAGGAACAUCUGGAAGCUCUCGUGAAGCUCGUAACCACACAGGGUGUUGAAGAAAAUAUUCAAGAAGUUGUUGGGCAUAUCACUGAGGGUGUGUGUAGGCCUCUAAAGGUUCGAAUUGAACAAGUAAUACUUGCUGAACCUGGGGCAGUUUUAUUAUAUAAAAUUUCCAAUCUCCUCAAAUUUUACCACCAUACAAUCAGUGGCAUCGUUGGAAAUAGUGCAACUACUCUAUUGACAACCAUUGAAGAAAUGCACUUGCUGAGCAAAAAAAUAUUCUUCAACAGCUUGAGUCUUCAUGCAAGUAAAUUGAUGGACAAGGUUGAACUGCCACCACCUGAUCUUGGCCCUUGUUCUGCACUGAAUCAGACCCUCACAUUGCUGCGGGAAGUGCUGGCAUCACAUGAUUCCUCAGUCGUUCCACUGGAUGCUCGUCAGGCUGACUUCGUACAGGUUUUAUCAUGUGUCUUAGAUCCUCUCCUCCAGAUGUGUACUGUAUCAGCCAGCAAUUUAGGCACAGCUGACAUGGCCACGUUCAUGGUCAACUCUCUGUAUAUGAUGAAGACAACACUGGCUCUGUUUGAAUUCACUGACAGGCGCCUGGAAAUGCUACAGUUUCAGAUCGAAGCACAUUUGGACACUCUUAUAAAUGAGCAAGCCUCUUAUGUUUUAACUAGGGUUGGCUUGAGUUAUAUCUACAACACCGUACAACAGCAUAAACCUGAGCAGGGUUCUUUAGCUAAUUUGCCUAACCUAGACUCUGUGGCAUUGAAGGCUGCAAUGGUUCAGUUUGAUCGUUAUCUUUCAGCCCCAGACAACCUGUUAAUGCCACAACUGAACUUUCUUCUAAGUGCCACAGUGAAGGAACAGAUCAUAAAGCAGUCUACUGAGCUGGUCUGCAGAGCCUAUGGUGAAGUAUAUUCAGCUGUGAUGAAUCCAGUCAACCAAUACAAAGAUCCAGAGAGUAUUCUACACAGGUCACCACAGCAAGUGCAGACGCUACUUUCCUGAUGAUCCAGCUUGAUUGUAUUAGCAGAAUAUUGUGUCCAACAACACUGAAGGUCUGGGUUUUUAGUCUGUGAAUCUUUAGUUUGAGAAUUAUAGUUUUCCUUUGUAUCAUAAGAUUGUAGGUCCCUAUAAUUUUGUUCAUUCUCAGUGGUUUGGAAAUAAGACAAUAUUGACUUGUGUUAGUGCUGCUCUGUAUCUUCUCUCUGGAUAGCAGUUCUCUUAUUAGCCACCUCUACAUAGCAGCUCUAUAGCUCCCCAUUUUGAGAAUAUAAAUAUAUAGCAAAAAGCAGUGUAUCAGUUACUUUUCCGUUGCUGUAAAACACCAUGACCAGCUUGAAGAAGGAAGAGUUUAUUUGGCUUAUGGUUCCAGAGGGUUAAGAGUCCAUAAUG